AGCACACCAAUGGAGACAACAGUGCUGAAUGUACGAAAUCUAUUUGAUCAAUUCGUGUGCCAAACAGAAAUUCUAAAUGAAGGCAAUGAAUACAAAUUUAUCCAGCUGGCCAAGAACUUUGAAGAGUUCAGGAGAAAGUGGCAGAAAAUGGAUCAUGAGGUGGCCAGGUACAAAGAUCUUUUGAUGAAAACAGAAACUGAGCGUAGUGCCCUGGAUGUGAAGCUGAAACAUGCCCGAAACCAAGUGGACGUGGAGAUCAAACGGAGACAGCGAGCUGAAGCAGACUGUGAAAAGCUGGAGCGGCAGAUCCAGUUGAUCAGAGAGCUUCUCAUGUGUGAUUCAUCAGGCAGUAUUCAACUGAGUGAAGAACAGAAAUCUGCACUGGCUUUCCUAAACAGGCCUCAAGCUUCCAUUGGUGGGAGCAAAAGACUGUCAACAAUAGAUGAAUCUGGUUCAAAUUUAUCUGACAUCAGUUUUGACAAGACCGAUGAAUCACUGGAUUGGGAUUCCACAUUGGUAAAGACUGUCAGGUUAAAGAAAAGAGAGAAAAGGCGCUCAUCUAGGCAGUAUAUAGAAGGCCCACCUGGUCCUUUGAAGAAAACGCGUUCCAUUGGCUCUACCGUGGACCAAGGAAACGAAUCAAUAGUUGCAAAAACAACCCUCAUGGUACCUAAUGAUGGAGGCCCAAUUGAAGCAAUCUCCACCAUUGAGACUAUACCUUGCUAUGUCGGGAGCCGUAGAAAGGCAGCCAUUCUACAGCCUUGGAACAGUGACUCAAGCUUGGGAAGCAGGAAGCUAGAAAACAGAUCUGAAACAGAUGGAUUAAGCACUCCUGGAAGCACUGGAAUGAGACUACAUGAAUUUGUAUCAAAAACGGUUAUUAAACCAGAGUCAUGUGUUCCAUGUGGCAAACGAAUAAAGUUUGGGAAGAUGUCCCUGAAGUGCAGAGACUGUCGGGUUGUGACACAUCCAGAAUGUCGAGACCGUUGCCCCCUGCCCUGCAUCCCUACCUUAGCAGGAACCCCUGUCAGAAUUGGAGAGGGAGCCCUCAUGGAUUUUGUUUCUCUGACUCCUCCAAUGAUCCCCUCCAUUGUAGUUCACUGUGUGAAUGAGAUUGAGCAGCGAGGGCUGCAUGAGACAGGCCUCUACCGAAUUUCUGGCUGUGACCGCACAGUGAAAGACUUGAAGGAGAAGUUCCUUCGAGGGAAAACUGUGCCCCUGCUUAGCAAGGUGGACGAUAUCCAUGCUGUAUGUGGCCUCCUUAAAGACUUCUUCCGCAACCUUAAGGAGCCCCUUCUCACUUUCCGUCUGAACAAGACGUUUAUGGAGGCAGCAGAAAUCGUGGAUGAAGACAAUAGUGUGGCAGCCAUGUAUCAAACUGUUGGGGAGCUCCCCCAGGCUAACAGGGAUACCCUGGCUUUCCUCAUGAUACACCUCCAGAGAGUGGCUCAGAGUCCAGAUACCAAAAUGGAUGUUUCCAACCUGACCAAAGUCUUUGGGCCUACAAUUGUUGGUCAUGCUGUGCCGGAUCCUGAUCCAAUGACACUACUCCAAGACACAAAAAGGCAACCCAAGGUUGUGGAGCGGCUGAUCUGCUUGCCUCUGGAAUACUGGAGUCAAUUCAUGAUGGUGGAGCAGGAAAACACUGAGCCAGCACAUAUCAUCGAAAACUCAAAUGCCUACUCCACACCUUGCACACCAGAUGUGAAAGUGAGCAUGUUGGGGCCACUCACCACUCCAGAGCAACAACUGGUGAAGACUCCUUCAAGCAGCUCGCUGUCCCAGAAGGUCAGGUCUACAUUCAGCAAAACGACUCCAAAAUUUGCAAGCAAAAGCAAGUCUGCAACCAGUCUUGGACGGCAGGGCAACUUUUUUGCUUCUCCAAUGUUGAAAUGAAGCACGGCUUUGUCCUGAACAUCUACUUACAAUCCAAUUCUGAACGGCUACAUUAAAAUCCAAAGUUGCUCCUUCACGCUUCCUGGCAGCAUUGUGUACUAGGAUCAGCUGUAGAAGUCUUUUUUUUUUUAAAGUUUAACUGAGACUUUUAUUUGAAUUUUAUUGUCCAAUGUAAAGUACCUAGUGCCAUAUCACAUCUAUUGUAGGGAAAUAACUGGCAGAACCCACUCAGCAUGUUAGUAGGGAAACUGCAAGAAGUUGUUUUUGAAAACGUUUUCUGUAGCUGGGAAGUUGCCUCCAUCUGUUCAAAAUACCCCAUUAUUGUUUCAUUUGUGUGUUGUGGUUAGAAAGGAGAAAAUGCAUUUUGCACCAGCAGUAAUCUUUAUUUCAAAGAACAGCCAUAAUCCUUGGGGAAAUGAGUGCUGAUCCAUUGUAUAGGGAAAUUAUGCAUGUUGAAACUACAUUUACACGCUUUUGGUUAGUCUGUUUUUAGUGAACCCAAUGAACUUUUUUCUUAGAACUUGAUCAUUUGAAAAAUUCUUAGAACUUGGUCAUUUGAAAAAUUGAAACCCAGUGUUCCAUUAGUGCACACGAAUUGCUGUACAUUUGCAGUUCUCCCUUGUGUACCAGAGAGGCACAGAAUAAAUCUGAUAAUUAAUUCACUAUCUUAACUUUACAGCCACUUUCAUCUCCAGUCUUCAGAAACCUAGCAAAGAUUAUAAACCCUUCUGCAAGAUGCAUUUUUAAUGGGCCUCCUCAGUUGUUAGAAGAUGAAUGUGCUAUUUGUUUAUGAGAUGCAAUGG
Elgaria multicarinata webbii is the source of this 2699-nucleotide messenger RNA. RefSeq names its product Rac GTPase activating protein 1 (gene RACGAP1). The record is from RefSeq and is a predicted model, not a curated record. Gene Ontology annotation, molecular function: GTPase activator activity. The transcript has 16 exons. NCBI's taxonomy places the organism in Eukaryota, Metazoa, Chordata, Lepidosauria, Squamata, Anguidae. Bases 10 to 1896 code for a protein of 628 amino acids. Gene Ontology annotation, biological process: mitotic cytokinesis; Rho protein signal transduction; mitotic spindle midzone assembly. Gene Ontology annotation, cellular component: midbody; nucleus; centralspindlin complex.